AUGCAGAAAAUACAGAAGGACGAGUUUCCUUGCAGAGUAUCGUUCUACACAGAACUGCACACACCCACCGUUGGUUAUCCUGAGCUUAUAAAACUUACUAAGAAACGCCUGUCGAUCCUUAAAUCAAUAGAAACCAUCAAUGAUCACCGUAUCAUGGAUUUGGCGCCAAGAGAGGAUGAGCUGUCGCAUUUCCUAUGCAGGUUGAUCACCUGUUCGGUGCCAUGGGCAUCCCAGUGGUUCAUCGCCAUGGAAACCAAGCUGUUCAGAACACGGCUUGCCACGUACAACCUGUCGGAGAUAAAAAACUUUUUCUACACAAAAUACCUCAAGAGAGCCAAGAACCUGCAGGUCGAUGAGAAGGAUGUUUUCAUAGAGGACGGUACAAAAUUUGCUCCGAAUGAGGAAAUUGUGAACUCUGCGACGGACUACCACACUAUUCACGUGUACUUCUCGCGGGCACCCGAGCUGGUGCGUGAUUGCAGGGUAAAAUUGAAAAUGGGAUAUUUCGUUCUGCAGGAUGCAAACAUGGUCGCAAUACUGGCAAACGAGUUCCGCGAGUACCUCCAAGAAAGGAUAGACAGCUUAAAAGCAAAUACCUGUCUGCGGAACGAUGAGCGAUUCGGUAACCUUGCGAUUGACUUCUUUUCAACGCCCCAGAAGAGUACGGGGCAGCUCAAAAGCAUGUUAGAGUGUGCUCCGCCAUGCAUCGGCCUGAUAACCAAGCGGAUGAGAUGUGACAGGCAUCUGAAAUACAACGACCGGCAGAUAUUAAUACGCUAUUUGAAGGAGUGCGGACUACCCGUGGAUGACUGUGUAGAAUUCCUUAGGAAUAAUUUUGCGUGUGAUCCUGUACGCUUUGACAGAGAGUUUGUGUACGUGGUACGACACAACUAUGGAUUGGAGGGCAAAAGGGCCAGUUAUUCGUGUUAUACGUGUCCACAGGUUGUAGCCAUGGGUGCUUGCCCGUUUACGUCCAAAUCGGUCGUAAAGGAAUAUCUCGACGAAAAUGGCUUUCAGGACAUAGAGGAUGCGGUAUUUAGCGAAAUUGAAAAGAGGAAUUACACGAAGGGAUGUGGGACGUUGCUGAAGUACAGGAAAAAAAGUGCUGAGGAGGUUGCCGUCACGUCGCCCUUCAUGUUUUAUGAUGCGUGCAAAACAAACGAAUGA
Messenger RNA from Vavraia culicis subsp. floridensis, 1167 nucleotides. RefSeq lists its product as uncharacterized. Gene Ontology annotation, biological process: DNA replication, synthesis of primer. The transcript has a single exon. Gene Ontology annotation, cellular component: alpha DNA polymerase:primase complex. The coding region runs from base 1 to 1167 and encodes 388 amino acids. Lineage: Eukaryota; Fungi; Microsporidia; Pleistophoridae. The record is from RefSeq and is a predicted model, not a curated record.